AGCACAGACCUGAGGGCCACGCAGGAAGGUUAUUCUCUCUGUGGUCAUGAGCGGCAGCAAUGGGCAGACUGACACCCGUACCUAUCAAUCCCUAGCCGAGGAUUGCCCCUUUGGCUCUGUGGAGCAACCCAAGAGAUCCACGGGGAGACUCGUCAUGCACAGCAUGGCCAUGUUCGGCCGAGAAUUUUGCUAUGCGGUGGAGGCAGCCUAUGUGACUCCAGUUCUGCUCAGUGUGGGCCUGCCCAAGAGUUUGUACAGCAUGGUGUGGCUCCUAAGCCCCAUCUUGGGAUUCCUGCUGCAACCCGUGGUGGGAUCAGUCAGUGAUCACUGCAGGGCCCGGUGGGGCCGCCGGAGACCCUACAUCCUCACACUGGGCAUUAUGAUGCUCUUGGGGAUGGCCCUGUACCUCAAUGGAGAUGCUGUUGUAUCAGCUUUGGUUGCUAACCCCAGGAGGAAGCUGGUUUGGGCCAUAACCAUCACGAUGAUAGGUGUGGUUCUCUUCGACUUUUCUGCUGACUUCAUUGAUGGGCCUAUCAAAGCCUACUUGUUUGACGUCUGCUCCCACCAGGACAAGGAGAAGGGCCUCCACUACCACGCCCUCUUCACAGGUUUUGGCGGUGCCCUCGGCUACCUUUUGGGUGCCAUAGACUGGGUGCAUCUGGAAGUGGGAAGGCUGCUGGGCACCGAGUUCCAGGUCAUGUUCUUCUUCUCGGCCCUGGUGCUCACUUUGUGCUUUGUCAUCCAUCUGUGCAGUAUCCCCGAAGCCCCACUCAGAGACAGUGCACAAGACCCUCCCUCAGAGCAGGUCUCUCAGGGCUCGUCAUCGUUGGCAGAUGGCAUGCACGAAUACGGCUCUAUUGAGAAAGUUAAACACGAUGGUGCAGACCCAGAGUUGGUAAUGCAGGGAGGGAAAACCAAAAAAGGCUCGGAACAGAGUCAGAGGGCAAUGUCGAUGAGGUCACUUCUAAGGGCCUUAGUGAACAUGCCUCUCCAUUAUCGCUGCCUUUGCAUCAGCCACCUCAUUGGAUGGACUGCCUUCCUGUCAAACAUGCUCUUCUUCACAGAUUUCAUGGGGCAGAUUGUCUACCACGGGGAUCCCUAUGGUGCACACAAUUCCACGGAGUUUCUUAUCUAUGAAAGAGGAGUUGAGGUUGGAUGUUGGGGCUUAUGUAUCAACUCUCUGUUUUCUUCACUUUAUUCCUACUUUCAGAAAGCGUUGGUUUCCUACAUUGGAUUAAAGGGCCUUUAUUUCAUGGGAUAUUUGCUCUUUGGCCUGGGAACAGGAUUCAUAGGACUCUUCCCAAAUGUCUACUCUACCCUGGUCCUCUGUUCUAUGUUUGGUGUGAUGUCCAGCACAUUGUACACUGUGCCCUUUAACCUCAUUGCUGAGUACCACCGUGAGGAGGAGAAGGAGAAGCGGCAGGAAGCCCCCGGAGCUCCUGAGAGCAGCGGGAGAGGCAAAGGCGUGGACUGUGCUGCCCUCACCUGCAUGGUGCAGCUAGCUCAGAUCCUGGUUGGUGGGGGCCUGGGCUUCCUGGUCAACAUGGCUGGGAGUGUCAUCGUGGUGGUGAUGACAGCCUCUGCCGUGGCACUGAUAGGCUGCUGCUUUGUGGCCCUCUUCGUUCGAUAUGUCGAUUAGGUUUAUAAAGAGACACGGACCCCCAAACCUCAGACGAAUGAGACCAUGGCAAGAAACCAGUCUUUGCUCAGGCUCUCUGGCUUGGGGAACUGUAUGUCCCCCACUUUGUAAUCUCACCGUGCAUGCACACGUGGGAGAAGGGGAGUGUGGUAGCAUUGCCAGCCCCUCUGUAUCUCCCUUAGCAUCUGCCCCUCGGUGCAGGCAGAGGAAGGUCAGCUUCUCCUUCUCCAGAGGCAUUUCAGGGCUUGAUAACAUCUGAGGAGCAAAUCGAGCCUACUUGUGAUGCUGAUAAUGUAAUUUUUUAAGAAAGCAGUCCAUCUAUCAUUGGGAAAUCACAUAUUUCAUCAAAUUCAAAAAUACUUAAAAUAUUGCUGAUCAUUUUAUGGUGUUGAUUUAUUCAAAUGUAAUUUGCUCAUAAUUAA
Molecule: messenger RNA, 2061 nt
Organism: Peromyscus maniculatus bairdii (prairie deer mouse)
Lineage: Eukaryota; Metazoa; Chordata; Mammalia; Rodentia; Cricetidae
Gene: Slc45a2
Product: solute carrier family 45 member 2
Biological process (GO): transmembrane transport
Cellular component (GO): membrane
Molecular function (GO): sucrose:proton symporter activity
Source: RefSeq, a predicted model, not a curated record